AUGCCACUCCAAAUUCAGAGAACAAAGAAGGAUGGAAGGAAGAGGACACUGUCGACAGUGUCUAACAUCACAAAUGUACAGGGCUCUGUCGCUAGUGUGAAAACUUCCGAGAAUGCCUCGCCUUCGCAACGAGUUGGAUCAAAUCAAACCAAGCCUGCCGACUCCUCAACCCAGCCCCGGAAACCACCAACUGCAGCGAAGAAAGUACCUGAUGUGUUUCAGUUCCUGGAUGAGAACGAUGACGACUCAUCGUCCGAAGCAACCUCGGAUUCGUCAGAUUCAUCAGAGUCGGAUUCAUCCGAGGAUGAAGAACCGACGCCCCCACGAUCUGUGCAAAACCCCACCAAUAUCCAGGCCCCUAAGCCUCGAGGAAAGCCUGUUCCACAUGGCGUCUUGGUCUCAGGAGGGAAUACACCUCCAAAGGCUGCUUUGCCCUCGCCACCAGCAUCAAAGAGCCCCAAGGAACAGCGCCGGCCCUCAGCAUCCCACGUUCCCUCUACCGGCACUCAAUUACAGAUAACCCGGAAGCAAACCAAUCGAAAGCCAAGCCCAAUCUCAACCAAUCACCCAACGCCUGGAAAAGGGCAGCUGGAACUGUCUCGUCCAGAGGGCUACUAUGGAAGAGAAGAGGCUGCUCUCCACAGACCACCACUACCCCCAUCUCCCCCAAGAAGCCCAGAAGAUGGUCUGCACCGCACAACACCAACAAAGAGACGGGACUCCACAGCAUCCCAUGCUCCCUCAGGCUACGGGCUCAUCGCCUCACACAUAACCAAGUCCACACCAGAAGACAAGUCCGGAUUCCCUCCUAUAUACCGACGCUUCGAAAGCAUCAACCACCGCGUUCUCCUCCACCUCCAGGACGAGAUCUCCCAAAUGGAGGAAGACCUCCAAACUCUAGACGAGUACGAGGAAAUGCACCGAAUCGGCACAGCAGAACAAGAAGGCACAAAGCCCCAACCCGCCUCUAGACGCCGCGACUCCCAAGCCCAGGUCUAUUCUUCCCUCCACUACCGCCGCAUGGAUCUCAUGGGUGCUCUUAUCCAAAAGACCGAGCAAUAUAACAACGCCUUAAGCUCCUACAGCAAAGUCCUCCAAACCCUUCCCAAAGCCACCGAAAAAGACAUCGACGGCUAUCGCACUUGGAUGAAAGAAAAUCACCCCAUAGCUUCAUUUGAGACCCGAUUCUUGGAUCACGAUGCUGAUCUCGUCUCCCUAACCCCGCGACUCGCUGCAGGAGCUGCCUCGGCCCCCGUUUACAUGGCUAUCAUCAUUGCUUCGGGAGCACUGCUCCUGCCACUAUUGGCGUUUAGCAUGAUUGCCGAGUUCUCGGGUCGUCUUGUGGUUGUUACUGUUGUUGGCGGUGCGGCUGCUGCUAUUGCUGCGAACUACUCGGCAGGGAUUGAUACUCUGGUUGAUUCUCGGGAUGGCUGGCGGUGUGCUACUAUAUACUUUGGAUUUAUGACCAUUGCUGCCAUGUUCAUUCCCUGA
This is a messenger RNA of Penicillium nucicola, 1491 nucleotides long. RefSeq lists its product as uncharacterized. NCBI's taxonomy places the organism in Eukaryota, Fungi, Ascomycota, Eurotiomycetes, Eurotiales, Aspergillaceae. Bases 1 to 1491 code for a protein of 496 amino acids. The transcript has 3 exons. The record is from RefSeq and is a predicted model, not a curated record.